Molecule: messenger RNA, 3518 nt
Organism: Gymnogyps californianus (California condor)
Lineage: Eukaryota; Metazoa; Chordata; Aves; Accipitriformes; Cathartidae
Gene: SLC4A10
Product: solute carrier family 4 member 10
Exons: 23
Coding region: 417-3191 (924 amino acids)
Biological process (GO): transmembrane transport; bicarbonate transport; monoatomic anion transport
Cellular component (GO): plasma membrane; basolateral plasma membrane
Molecular function (GO): monoatomic anion transmembrane transporter activity; solute:inorganic anion antiporter activity; sodium:bicarbonate symporter activity
Source: RefSeq, a predicted model, not a curated record
GCCAUCGAACAUUGUUCAUUGGAGUUCAUGUGCCACUGGGUGGAAGAAAAAGUCACCGACGCCAUAGGCACCGUGGACAUAAACACAGAAAGAGAGACAGAGAGCGAGAUUCAGGAUUAGAAGAUGGGAGAGAGUCUCCUCCUUUUGAUACCCCAUCACAAAGGGUGCAGUUUAUUCUUGGAACAGAAGAUGAUGACGAGGAACACAUACCUCAUGAUCUGUUUACUGAGCUUGAUGAAAUUUGUUGGCGUGAAGGAGAGGAUGCGGAGUGGAGGGAGACAGCAAGGUGGUUGAAGUUUGAAGAAGAUGUAGAGGACGGUGGAGAGAGGUGGAGCAAACCAUAUGUUGCCACACUGUCACUUCAUAGCUUGUUUGAGCUGAGAAGCUGUAUCCUGAAUGGCACAGUUCUGUUGGACAUGAGAGCUAAUUCCAUAGAAGAAAUUGCAGAUAUGAUUCUGGACCAGCAGGUGGGUUCUGGGCAGCUCAGUGAGGAUGUUCGUCACAGAGUGCAUGAGGCAUUACUGAAACAGCAUCACCAUCAGAACCAAAAGAAGCUGAGCAACAGGAUCCCAAUUGUGAGAUCCUUUGCUGAUAUUGGAAAGAAGCAGUCUGAGCCCCAUUCCAUGGAUAAAAAUGCAGGUCAGAUUGUUUCCCCACAGUCUGCUCCAGCCUGUAUUGAAAACAAAAAUGACGUGAGCAGAGAGAACAGCACUGUUGACUUUAGCAAGGUUGACCUACACUUCAUGAAAAAGAUACCACCUGGAGCUGAAGCAUCAAACAUCUUAGUUGGUGAACUAGAGUUCCUGGACCGUGCAGUUGUUGCUUUUGUUAGGUUAUCUCCUGCAGUGCUGCUUACGGGACUAGCUGAAGUUCCGAUUCCAACAAGAUUUCUGUUUGUUCUUCUUGGACCACUGGGUAAAGGGCAACAAUACCAUGAGAUUGGAAGAUCAAUUGCAACGCUAAUGACAGAUGAGGUGUUCCAUGAUGUUGCUUACAAAGCAAAAGACCGCAAUGACUUGGUGUCUGGAAUUGAUGAAUUUCUUGAUCAGGUUACUGUUCUGCCUCCUGGAGAGUGGGACCCAACAAUUCGAAUAGAACCACCGAAAAAUGUUCCCUCUCAGGAGAAGCGUAAGAUCCCAGGAGUGCCAAAUGGAACUGCAGCCCAUGGGGACACAGAACAACCUGGAGGACACUCUGGACCAGAACUGCAACGCACUGGAAAAUUUUUUGGAGGAUUGAUUUUAGAUAUAAAAAGAAAAGCUCCCUUCUUCUGGAGUGACUUCAGGGACGCUCUCAGUCUGCAGUGUCUGGCAUCAUUUUUGUUUCUGUACUGUGCUUGCAUGUCUCCUGUCAUCACAUUUGGUGGUCUUCUGGGAGAAGCAACUGAAGGUCGUAUAAGUGCAAUAGAAUCACUGUUUGGAGCAUCCAUGACUGGAAUUGCCUACUCUCUCUUUGGUGGACAGCCUCUCACUAUACUUGGCAGCACAGGACCAGUUUUAGUGUUUGAGAAGAUCUUAUUCAAAUUUUGCAAAGAGUAUGGGUUGUCGUACCUUUCUCUGAGAGCUAGCAUUGGACUGUGGACUGCAAUCCUGUGCAUCAUCCUUGUUGCAACUGAUGCAAGCUCCCUAGUCUGCUACAUUACCCGGUUUACUGAAGAAGCUUUUGCGUCUCUUAUCUGCAUCAUUUUCAUUUAUGAGGCCUUAGAGAAGCUGUUUCAUCUCAGUGAGACAUAUCCAAUCAACAUGCAUAAUGAUUUGGAUCUGCUGACAAAGUACUCGUGCAAUUGUGUGGAACCAGAACAUCCUAGCAAUAAAACCUUACGAUACUGGCAGGACUACAAUAUAUCUGCAUCUGAUGUACCAUGGGGGAACCUAACUGUGUCAGAAUGUAAAAAGUUACAUGGAGAGUUUGUUGGACGAGCCUGUGGUCAUCAUGGCCCUUAUGUUCCAGAUGUCCUCUUUUGGUCUGUCAUCUUAUUCUUUUCUACAGUAACACUGUCAUCCACACUGAAGCAGUUCAAAACUAGCCGAUACUUCCCAACAAAGGUACGAUCUGUUGUCAGCGAUUUUGCUGUCUUUCUCACUAUUUUGUCCAUGGUUUUAAUUGACUAUGCCAUUGGGAUUCCAUCACCAAAACUUCAGGUUCCAAAUGCUUUUAAGCCCACCAGAGAUGAUCGUGGCUGGUUUAUUACUCCUUUGGGGCCUAAUCCUUGGUGGACAGUGAUAGCUGCUGUAAUUCCAGCCCUGCUUUGUACUAUCCUUAUCUUUAUGGACCAGCAGAUCACAGCUGUCAUUAUCAAUAGAAAAGAACACAAACUAAAGAAAGGAUGUGGAUACCAUCUUGACCUACUCAUGGUGGCAGUCAUGCUUGGAGUGUGCUCUAUUAUGGGAUUGCCGUGGUUUGUUGCAGCCACUGUCCUCUCUAUUUCCCAUGUGAAUAGCUUAAAACUGGAAUCAGAGUGCUCCGCUCCAGGGGAGCAGCCAAAAUUUCUUGGAAUCCGGGAGCAAAGAGUCACAGGGCUCAUGAUUUUUAUCCUUAUGGGCUCAUCUGUCUUUUUGACAAGUAUCCUGAAGUUUAUUCCUAUGCCAGUACUUUAUGGAGUAUUUCUUUACAUGGGUGCUUCAUCUCUAAAGGGAAUUCAGCUUUUUGACAGGAUAAAGUUAUUCUGGAUGCCUGCAAAGCAUCAGCCAGAUUUUAUUUAUCUGAGGCAUGUUCCUCUUAGAAAGGUCCAUCUCUUCACUGUAAUUCAGCUGAGUUGUCUUGUGCUUCUGUGGAUUAUAAAGGUUUCAAGAGCUGCCAUUGUCUUUCCUAUGAUGGUCCUAGCUUUGGUAUUUGUCCGAAAACUCAUGGAUUUCUUUUUUACUAAGCGGGAGCUCAGCUGGUUAGAUGAUUUGAUGCCCGAGAGCAAGAAAAAGAAACUGGAGGAUGCUGAGAAAGAGGAAGAGCAAAGUAUGUUAGCAAUGGAAGAGGAAGGGACUGUUCAGUUACCACUAGAAGGACAUUACAGAGAUGACCCAUCUGUGAUAAACAUUUCUGAUGAAAUGGCAAAAACUGCUGUGUGGAAGACAUUGUUGAUAUCCUCAGAGAAUGCAAAAGAUAAGGAGUCAAGCUUUCCUUCUAAAAGUGCCGAAAUCAGAAAAGAGAAGAAAGCUGACUCAGGGAAAGGUGUUGACCGGGAGACUUGUCUAUGACUUGUUCUUCAAUUAAUUUUUUUACAAACAAAUGAAAGGAGUGCCACAACCACUAAAUAUAAAUAAUUUGACCUUGUAACUUUUGUCUUUCAUCUCAAACUAGCACAGGUAAUGUAGUGCAAUAUUUGUCUCAUUUCACCUUGUCUACAUGUCUGCAUUGUCUGUUACCUGUGUAAAAGUCUGCAGUAGCCAAUGCAAAAAAUCUUCAUGUUCUUUGCUGGUAUUGGCCAUUUAUCAGUAUUCAUAUCAUAAAUUUAACAAGCAAAGUUUCUUUCAAAUUCAACUUUCCUGUUAAUAGGUUUGUACUGUAUUUUGCUACUUUUUCUG